Marchantia polymorpha subsp. ruderalis is the source of this 1074-nucleotide messenger RNA. The record is from the annotation of a GenBank genome assembly. NCBI's taxonomy places the organism in Eukaryota, Viridiplantae, Streptophyta, Marchantiopsida, Marchantiales, Marchantiaceae.
UGCUGAUCAUGAAAUAUAUGCUACUAGAUAUCCGACACGUCCCAGUUCUUAAACACAUCACUUCAACGUAAAUUAUGACCGAAUUGCCAACCCGUCCUAAUCUCACAGAACGCACACGCCGACCAAAGUAAGAUGAGAAUGUGAGCAUGAAUCGGCCCUCAUACAUUCUCGAAUGUCGCCAUAUCCAUCAUCACCGUUUGCAGCAGGGAUCAAUUUGCAGAGCAAGAAGCACCUUGCAGGAGAAUUUUCCACCUUCGUCACCCUCAUCUCUUCAGCGCAGGUGGAGUUGCAGACAAUGGCGACUUAUCGGUCGAUGUCGGGUUUCCUGGUGAAACUGAUGCUUAUCAUGUCCGUGACAGCAUUCUGCUUACCUUCAGUCUUCGCAGCUCGAACUCUUCUCGACCGUCCUAAUCUUCCUUCUAUCCCUCCUUUCCAAGUCCCUGAAUUUCCAAACCUUCCUCCUCUCCCUACGUUUCCCCCUCUCUCUGAUCUUCUUCCCCAUCUCCCAGCUCGUCCUGCCCCAAUGUCAGACUCAGCUCAGCCAUCUCCUGCUCCUCAUUCCAAUAUUCCACCACCAUCUCCAGUCUCUGAAUCGGCUCCCAUUCCUGAUCAUGCAGUUUCGAAAUCACCAUCUCCAGCUCCUGCAACACAGUCUGAAUAGGACUGGCGCCCUUUAAAUUCUGAACGAGCUGGUCGGCUGUGGACAACAUCUGCCACACUGGCACAUGUUCCUUAAAUUGACGACGACUCGAGAGGUGCAACUCCGCGUCUCGAUCACUUGAGGAUAUCAGGCACCAAUUCCGACUAUUGGGAAUUGAUGCCAGGAUUACAAAUAUAAUUUCGGCGUGGAAUGGAUAAUUUAGGACGUACUAGAUUCCUCAAUUCGGUACAUGUUCAUGAUCAUAGCUUUUGUACCUCAGGAUGAAAUAAUUUAUAUCAUAGAGAAGCGAUUGAACUGCGGUAGAAUCUUUCGAUCAUUCAAUAAACACCUCAGAGUGCGUCAAAUUAUCUAUUAGCUUUUCAUCUUCCGGCCACUGUCCAAUUCCAUGUUGUGGUUGAAUUCUUGGAUUUCUU